AGUUUCAGCUGGCUGUCCAACUAUCCCUAGUUUCCGUCUUUCAACGUGCUGUGGUGUUUUCUUCUUCCUUCGAUCGGCCUAGCUAUCUUUCUCAAAAACAUGUCGUCGGGUAAUCCUAGUCCGUCGCCUUUCGAUGUACCAUUUGAUGAGCUGCCGAACCCAAAGCAAGUAUGGGUUGGCAAGCCAGGAAGCCGCGAAGAAGGAUUAGGAAAACUUGCGAUCUUGACCCCCGAGGUGGUGGCCAAUGCUGCUGCCACUGAAAUCAAGACCGGGCGACGGGUGACGAUGGGCUGGGAACUGACCAAGUUGGAUUAUCCUAAUCUGAACCGUCAACCAUGCCACCAUCAGAUCAUUCCGCUUUUGGGCGGUGUGGCUUUCGACGAUGUCUAUACCAUGAAUCCUCAACAAAGUAGCCAGUGGGAUGGUCUGCGGCAUUUUUCGCAGACGGUUGAGGGCCAAACCGAGCGUGUGUUCUAUGGUGGCGCAACCGUCAAGGAAAUCAAUGAUCGAACGAACAAUCGGAUCGGCUUGCAGCAUUGGGCCAAAGAAGGGAUUGCUGGUCGCGGGGUAUUGAUCGAUUAUGCCACAUGGGCAGAAAAGAGGGGAAUCAGAUACAGCACAUUUUCGACACAUCAAAUCCGGCUUUCAGAUAUCCAGGAAAUUGCCAAGGAAUGUGGCAUUACUUUUCAAAAGGGCGAUAUACUUUUCGUUCGCAUUGGAGUGACGAAGGAAUGGGAUACCGCCAUGACAGAUGACCAGAAGCGGCAAUACUCGGACAAUCCGAGCCCGGAGCAUGCAGGUGUCGAGGCAACUACAGAUGUGCUGCGAUGGCUUUGGGAUACCGGGUUCGCCGCGAUUGCCAGCGAUGCAAUUAGUUGGGAGGUUUACCCACCCCAGUCGCCUGAUUUGUUCCUGCAUGAGUAUGUACUUGCGGGUUGGGGUAUGCCAAUCGGAGAGCUGUUUGAUCUAGAAGCACUGUCUCAAAUUUGCCAAGAUCUACAGCGCUGGUCUUUCUUUGUGGCAUCUAUCCCCCUGAACAUGCCCGGAGGGGUAUCCUCACCCCCCAAUAUCAUGGCUAUUUUCUAAGCCGGAUCUACCGACAGCGCUUUAGUUUGGGGCCAAACCGCUUGUACACGACAGCCACAGACGCUAA
Messenger RNA from Aspergillus vadensis CBS 113365, 1153 nucleotides. RefSeq lists its product as uncharacterized. Gene Ontology annotation, molecular function: arylformamidase activity. The record is from RefSeq and is a predicted model, not a curated record. Lineage: Eukaryota; Fungi; Ascomycota; Eurotiomycetes; Eurotiales; Aspergillaceae. Bases 100 to 1086 code for a protein of 328 amino acids. The transcript has 5 exons.